AUGAAAUAUUAUUUGAUAUUAUUCGUAAACUUAUGUAUUUUAUAUCCAAUCGAAUCAACGAUUGGUCCUGGUGGUCAUAAAUCCUCAUCAAAAAAUCGCGACCAAAUUGUUUUAUCUGCUUCUACGGAUGAUGAACAGCCGACAGUAUCGCGUUUUAAAUCACAAGAAUCUUCUCAAUUACCAAACAAAAAUAUUUUCGAACGUGGUUUAUUAGAAGAAGAUCUUACACCUGCAUCAAUUCUUGGAAAUUAUCAAUCCUAUUGUUCUAGUUGUACUGAUGUCCGACAAUUUUCUAAUCCUACUCUUAUUUUUAUAACUCCAUGGAAUAAUCAUGGUUAUGAUGUUGCUAAAAUUUUCGCACAGAAAUUUGAUUAUAUUUCUCCUGUUUGGUUUAAUGUAAAACGAAUUGGUUAUAAAAAAUAUCGUAUUGACGGUACACAUGAUAUUGAUUCGGAAUGGGUUAAAUUUUUAAAAGAAAAAAAUUCUGAUGUACGUAUUGUACCUCGAGUUGCAUUCGAAAAAUGGACUUCUGGUGAUGUUCAUGCAUUAUUUGAAUCUGAAGAUGAAAAACAACAAUUAGCAUUAGCAUUAAAAAAUUUUCUAAUUAAAUAUGAUGAAUUAUUUGAUGGUUAUGUUUUUGAAUUACUUUCACAAUUCCAUGCGUCAGCAAAAGAAAUACUUCAUCAUAUACUUAUUGAUAUUGCUCAUCAUAUACAUGAAAUAGAUAAUACAGCAAGACGAAAAGAAAUUAUUUUAGCUGUUCCACCUUUAGAAGAAUAUCUGAAUCGAGAUGAUUUUAAUCUCUUAUCAAAACAUUUAGAUGGUUUUCAUAUAAUGACAUAUGAUUUUUCAGGAAGACAACCAGGACCAGUUUCACCAAUAAUAUGGGUACAGGAAGUCAUGGAUAGAUUUCCUUCAUCUAAAACUGGUACUUCAGUGAAAAUAUUUCUCGGUAUACAUUUAUAUGGUUAUCGUUAUGAUCGUAUUAUGCCACCACCAGCAAAAGAACAACAACAAUUUGAAAUGAAACAUAUUCUUGGUCGUGAUUAUAUUGAAUUUCUUAAGCAGUAUUUUCCAUCAGCUAAAAUUCAUUUUGAUGAACGUGCACAUGAACAUAUUACUGUAGUUCAUGCUCGUUCGGAAACGAAUAUAAAUGGAAAAGCACAGUUGUUACCACAAAUAGUCUUAUUUUAUCCAAGUUUAAAAUCAAUAUAUGAUCGUUUAGAAUUAGCAAUAAAACUCAAUGUUGGAAUAGCUAUUUGGGAUGGUGGACAAGGAUUUGAUUAUUUCUUUGAUUUAUUUUAA
Adineta steineri is the source of this 1305-nucleotide messenger RNA. Lineage: Eukaryota; Metazoa; Rotifera; Eurotatoria; Adinetida; Adinetidae. The record is from the annotation of a GenBank genome assembly.